AAAAAACAAAGUGAAAAAAAUAAUUGAAGAGUAAACAUCAGAGGCGUAGAUUUUUAUAAAGCAAAAGUAGUAUUUUGUUUCCAUCAACAAAUCAACAAUUAUUACAAAAAAAAUUCAAAGCGAAAUUGUUCAACGACUUUGGCGCGCACUGAAAGUGUUGGAAGAAAAUAAAUAAAGAAACAGCCAAAAUGACGAUUCUCGGCAAAUUAACGGGAGAAAAGAAGGAUCUGGAGAAGGUACCGUUACCUUUGCAUCUCAACGAUGAGGCUAUGAUGCAUCAUGGCUCCCUAAUCAAUCCUAAAGUAGCGUACAGCGAUGCGGAUACAGAAUCCAUGGUGUUCAACCGACCGCAGUAUACGUGUCUGAAGUCGUUUCUGCUGUUCCUGAUAGCUGUGAUCGUGAUGUUGAUGGGAGUGCUGGGCGGGUGGACGCUGUACAGGUUCUAUGCCCCGAAUCAUGCGAAUAUGCGGUAUCAUGCCUUAUGCGACAUACCCUAUGCCGAAGACUCUGUGGAGUUGCCUCGCUUCUAUCCACGCAACGAUGAUGCCUUCGCCAUGACCUGGCGCUCCUUGUUGCCGCUGACAGGAUCAGUCUCAAGAUCGGCUGGUAGUCAAGGCGUCGAUGGACAGUUUAAUGAUCUGGUUAACGAUAACUUCUUCCGCGAGGAAAUCGAGCUGGACAGCAGCGAUGAUGAUGAUGGCUAUGCCAAGAUCGAUGUGCCUGACUUUAAGGAUGGACGCCGAGGUCGCUUCAUGCAUGACUUCAAGGAGAAUCAAUCGGCCAUUAUUGAUACCACAACUAAUCGGUGCUUUAUAAUGCCCUUGGAUCGCGACACUACCCUGCCACCCAGUAGCUUUGUCGAUCUCAUGCAGAAGAUGGGCUCCGGCUACUACAACAUCGAUACGGAGCGAGUGCGUCGCAAUCUGCGUGUCAUCACGCCCCGCAUCACCGAUAUCUCGACCAUAUCGGAGCGCAUUGCCAACGAGUGCUACGACAUGAAGAUCUACAUGAUGGAGAAGUUUGUGUCAGGAAUGUCCAAACGCUCGGCUGAUCCUCUGCCAGAGGCCGGCAAGUAUGCAGCAUUCAUGGGCAAGGGAGUGAUUGAGUACGAUCUGUCCAACAUUGCCGAGGUGGAGGCCUACGAGGCGAACGAAUCAUUGGGCCAGCAGCAGGCUUGAACUCGAGCUGGUCACAACAGCCGCAAACCUUUUAUUAAAUCUAAAACAUGCUAAAAUCCAACAAAGACAAACCAAAUGCAGAAGCAAAAAAAAAAAAAAACAAAAAAAAAAACAGUAUUGAUUUGUGUCUGUAUGUAAUAUGAUGAUCUGGAGGCGUCUCAGCCUCAUUUUGUAGUCUGUAGUUUGAAAACGAAGCUUGUUAACAAAAAAAAGAAGACAUUGUUCGCUUAAUGGAACAGACAGAACACACAAAGAACAGAGUAAAGAUUAAACAGAUUUGUAAUUGGCCAAGAGGCUCUACAGCAGCUCCAUAAGAAUAUCAGAUAUAUAUAUAAAUAGAGAGACCCUAUUAAAGAAAUGUACCUAGAAAGCAAUUUAAAUGCGAUUGACGAAAUUGUGACAAAUACAAAGCGAGUGCAAAGAUCGUAUAACUUCUUGAUAAAACGAGCAGAUAGAUAAGGGAAAGAGCAAAAUUUUUUAUGAAUGGAAAAAGCUCUCGUGCAAAUUUCUAUUGUAUAUGAUGAAAUAUGGGAAAUCACAGUCCCAACCAACAAAACACUUGAUACAUAUAAAUACACACUGCAUUCAAUUCCAAGUACAUAUUUUAUAUUAUAUAUAUACUAAUAUUUAACUCGAUAUCUCUAAACAAUUGAACAAUUAAAUUAUGUAUAGAACAAAUCGAAAAAUCGCUAUUUACAUUUGAAAACAAAACAAAAAAAAAAAAACAACGGACAACAAAUUUAUCUAAAUGUUCUUUAAUCAAUUUAAAUGUAUUAAAACGCGAAUUUGUGAUCUU
This is a messenger RNA of Drosophila innubila, 1974 nucleotides long. RefSeq names its product integral membrane protein 2B. Gene Ontology annotation, biological process: negative regulation of amyloid precursor protein biosynthetic process. Gene Ontology annotation, cellular component: plasma membrane; Golgi apparatus; extracellular exosome. The transcript has 4 exons. The coding region runs from base 189 to 1178 and encodes 329 amino acids. NCBI's taxonomy places the organism in Eukaryota, Metazoa, Arthropoda, Insecta, Diptera, Drosophilidae. Gene Ontology annotation, molecular function: amyloid-beta binding. The record is from RefSeq and is a predicted model, not a curated record.